Molecule: messenger RNA, 1345 nt
Organism: Vigna umbellata (rice bean)
Lineage: Eukaryota; Viridiplantae; Streptophyta; Magnoliopsida; Fabales; Fabaceae
Product: short-chain dehydrogenase reductase 3b-like
Source: RefSeq, a predicted model, not a curated record
UAUAAUGAACAUUGAAACAGUUAGUUAAUGUAAUGUAUCGCUCUACAAACCUUAUAAAUAUAGGAUAUUAUUAUUAGGGGUCACUCCAAGAGCUUUAUUUCCAGGUUUUGGGGAGUGUUCAUAGUUCAAACAAGAACUCACUCACUCAUUCAUUCAUUAGUUCAGUCACUCACUAAUCACUUCCAAUGCCGAAACAAAGGUUGGAGGGUAAGGUGGCUCUUAUCACCGGGGCAGCAAGUGGUAUCGGAGAAGAGACGGUGAGAUUGUUCGCAGAACACGGAGCAGUUAUUGUUGCAGCAGAUAUUCAAGACGAGGAAGGUGAAAAAGUUGCUGCUUCGAUAGGGUCAGAGAGAGUGACUUACCACCAUUGCGAUGUGAGAGAUGAAAACCAAGUUGAAGAAACCAUAAACUUCACUAUGGAAAAACACGGUCGAAUAGAUAUUCUGUUCAGCAACGCAGGAAUAAUAGGUUCUCUGUCUGGAAUCCUUGACCUUGAUCUGAAUGAGUUUGACAACACCAUGGCCACAAACGUUCGCGGUGUAGCCGCCACAAUAAAGCACUCGGCACGUGCGAUGGUUGCCAAAGGCAUCCGUGGAUCCAUCAUAUGCACCACCAGUGUGGCUGCCACAGUUGGUGGAACGGGUCCUCAUGGUUAUACCACAUCAAAACAUGCUCUUACGGGGUUGGUGAAAUCAGCUUGCAGCGAACUCGGUGCGUAUGGAAUAAGGGUCAACAGCAUAUCCCCUUUUGGAGUAGCCACACCUCUUGCAUGCAGGGCUUUCAACUUUGAGCCUGAGCAAGUUGAAGCUAAUAGCUACUCACAAGCUAACCUCAAGGGUGUGGUGUUGAAGGCCAGGCAUGUAGCAGAAGCAGCUUUGUUUCUAGCUUCUGACGAAGCCCUUUACAUAAGUGGUCACAACUUGAUGGUGGAUGGUGGCUUCUCUGUGGUUAACAGAAGUUAUUCUUUCACACCAGGUGACGUUUAGACCCAAAAAAAAACUUUUUUUUUUCUUUUUUGUGGCAGAUUGGCUUUGGUUUCCUUAUCCUUCAAGUUGAGAAGAUGAUGUCAUGCGGUGCGUCAAAUUACAUUGUUACUGGGACUUUUCAAUUCUGCACUGUCCAUCUCCUUUGUUUUUGUAUGUUUUUUAGUCUGCUUGUGACUCAAAACCCUGUUUGCUUUCUAUGUACUUUUCCUUAUCUUGGGUUUAGCUUCUUAACAUCACAUCACCCGUUUCACUCCCUCUUUUUUCCUUUAUUUUAUGUAUUUCAAGUUUUCUCUGUGUUACUUUCUAUAAUGUUGCAUACUGUCAUAUACAUAUAAGGUCAAGGAUACUUAAUUUGCUGA